AUGGGCUCAGACGCCGAGUCCAUCAGUCAGCCUAAACGUAGAGACAACGAAUCUUCGUCCGCAAACCCUACUCCUCUCUCAAAUACACCCACCUCUUUCCGCUUAGCAACUGGUGAUCAACUCCUCAAGGAGGGAAGCAUAGCUAAAGAGCAUGGAGAAAACAGUACGUACGGCGUACAGAGCCUACAGGAUGCGACUCGCGAGACUUCUCCAGACAUGUCCGAUCAGAGACACCCAGUUGAUUAUGAUGGGCCAGGAAGCAAGAGUGAUGUUGUUGAGGGACAUUCGAUGCUAUCUACGUUGAAGCCUCAAGCCAAGUCACGUCAGAGUAGUGUCGUUUCUCAAGAUACAUCGCAAGAACCUUCAGCGGAAACGGGCAACUCGUCGCCCUCACAUCCUCACCUCCAGUUGCACACCUCAAGCUUAGCGCCUUCUUUAACUUCACUCUCACUUGAUUCUCAAGCCCCACUCUCAUCUCUGGCUAGCAGCCCUAAAACUGAUUCGAGCCGAUCCCUUAGGCCCUCGGAUGAAGACCUAGACGAAGGUGGUAGCCAAGCGAUUGCAUCCAGUAGUGAAGAUGAAGCCCUCCGUGUGGCAGAUUUGCAGGACAGCGCUCCACAGCUCAUCAUGCCUAGCAUCAAGAUGCCGAGUCGAAGACCGUUUACCGACAGAGGCCUGGCCAUGGGACGGCUGAAGAUACUACUUGCUGGCAACUCAGGAGUCGGCAAGACUUCACUCAUUAAAUCAAUCGUGCAAACAUGUGCUGAUGUUGUGCAUGUUGAUUCCCUUCCAAACGGGUCGAGUUUUGACAGUCCUGCAAGCACCAGGACUAAGAGAAUGCGAAGCUUAGACCAAUCUUAUCACCAGCCAAUCACCGAGAUCUAUGCCAGCACGAAGCCAUACCCACAUUGGUGGGCAAAUGCACAAAAGUCUUCGCUUUUUCAAAGAAAGAGUAUGGGUGACACCGUCCUCGAGCGAAAUCUUUGCUUUGUGGAUACACCCGGGUACAGUGCUGGCAUGUCAAAGCUGGCGACCAUGAAUGAAGUCACAGAAUUUGUGGAAGAUCAGCUGCAACGAUCAUUCUCUGCGAAGUCAGGUGAGGGGGAUGUGGUAAGCCUCUUAAGUGGUCAUGGUGGAUCGCUAGUAGAUGUUGUCUUCUAUUUGAUAUCUCAAGACUUGACAAACGAAGACACCGUCUUCCUGCAGCGAUUAGCUGCUCUAACAAACGUGGUCAUUUUGAUAUCCAAAUCCGACAACCUUUCGCUUGAAGAGAUUGAAGUACUGCGACGUUCAAUAUCAAAGCGCAUACAAGACAAACAUAUCAAGACGUUUGUCUUCCCAAGCGAACACAUACAACAGGGCCCUUUCACCGUGUGCUCCACCCCAACAGAAGACGAUGACAACAUGGACGCAAGCCUAUUGAUGUCUUCUGAAUAUGUUGAGCCUUUAAUCCCAUCAGAGCUUGGUAUUCUGAUGGAGCAGAUGCUCUCGAAAGACGUCGUCGCCUGUCUACGGCAUCACGCAGCUACGAAGCUGAUGCAAAGACGUGGUAGCUUUUCGGCUCCGGAGACGCCUAAGUCGAUCGUUCGUGCUGCAUCGAAUCCGAUCUACGCAUCUCUUGAUACUUCUCACGGUGCUGAAUCAAGACUGUCACCCUACAUGCAAGCUCAAAUAACGGAUUAUACGCAGCACGAAGGACAAUUAGGGAGGCUCAGGCUUGCGAAAUGGGCUGCAGACUUGCAGAGGAGCUUACAAGACGAGCGAGCGAAAUACGAGGCUCUGGCAAAGGGCGAACGAACUGUGUGGCUUAACGAGAGACUUGAUGACUUAGACAAAAACGCCGAUUCAAUGGAUCGGAAGGGACAAGAAAGGCGGCGCGGCCACAAGAGAUCUGGCUCCGUAUACAAGUACGGCUUGGCAAAUUCCCAUGAUCCUCUAGGACUGCUUCGACUUGAUGAAUUUAUCAGGGAAAGAGGCUGGCUAGCACUCAGGAUCGCAGGCGGCUUCGGAAUUCUUGGCGCCGUUGCUGUUUGGUGUGCGAAAACUUGUGUUGGGAAUGGCGAGCGAAACUGGGCAUGGGUAAGAGAUGAGCCGUAA
Molecule: messenger RNA, 2097 nt
Organism: Bacidia gigantensis
Lineage: Eukaryota; Fungi; Ascomycota; Lecanoromycetes; Lecanorales; Ramalinaceae
Exons: 3
Coding region: 1-2097 (698 amino acids)
Biological process (GO): cytoskeleton-dependent cytokinesis
Cellular component (GO): cell division site; septin ring; microtubule cytoskeleton
Molecular function (GO): GTPase activity; GTP binding; molecular adaptor activity
Source: RefSeq, a predicted model, not a curated record